Schistosoma intercalatum is the source of this 711-nucleotide messenger RNA. NCBI's taxonomy places the organism in Eukaryota, Metazoa, Platyhelminthes, Trematoda, Strigeidida, Schistosomatidae. The record is from the annotation of a GenBank genome assembly.
AUGACUACACUUGACAAUAUUGAUCAAGAACCAGAACAUGGAAGUGAUGAAUUAGUUUUGUCAGAAAAUAAAGAAAACAGGACUAGCGAUAAUCAUGAAACAGAUCAAUCCAUAGGACAUAUGCGUGAUGAAGCCUUAAGGCGUAAAGAACGUCUAAAGCAAUUACGUAUGAAAAAUGCAUCACAUAAAAGUAUUAUACACUUAAACAAUAGCGAUAAUGGAGAAUUACCCAAACCUAUAUUUCGUAAUUACAAACCACAGUCAGAAGAAUUAAAAGAUGGUGAAUUGCCUGCUGGUAAACCGGUAGAUCUGAACAAGCACAUCAUUGCACAACUGGAAGCUGCCGAUGCACCAGUUAUUGUUGAUGAAGUUAAUUUGGCAAGUCUUGCACCUCGUAAACCUGAUUGGGAUUUAAAAAGAGGUGUUGAGAAGAAAUUGCGUAAAUUAGAACGUCGAACUCAACGUGCUAUCGCUGAAUUAAUCCAUGAAUAACGUUGAAUGAACUUGUUUGAUAAGUAAGCUGUACAAAUGCGAUUUAUCAUGUAAACAAAUUCAAAGUGAAUAACAUAUUCAGACCAGAUAGUUGAUGGAGUAUAAUUAACAUGUUUCAAAAUACAGUAAUGUAAUCACUGCUUUUUAUGUGUCAGUCCCCAUCACUUCACAUUAACAAUAUAAGAUAUACAAAAUAACAAUAAAUGCUUGAAUAUAUGG